GUGGGCCUAGGUACUGGGCCUGUGCGCUCCGGGUGAGCGAGUCCAAAGGGAGUUCAUACACAAACACACGCACACAGCCGGCGAUUACUCAUGCUACCUUGCGAUUUCUUUAUUGUUGCCCAGGGAAUUAUUUACUUUUUUGAGAGAGUGGAAUUUGUGGGGAAAUAAUGUCGUAUUCACCGAGUGCUUAUCUAGCUCUUAUGAACCCUGAACUGGGCCGUGUGCUGUGGGUCUUAGAAUGCUGCCGUGUUUGCUUUGCCUCCCCAGGAAAGACACCGUGUAAUGAUUCACCAACAUGCUGUGCAGGCCCAGCCACCAGCGCCAGCGCGGAGGAUAAAGGGAAGCCAGCUGGGCUGUGGUUGGCAGAGCAGACUUCUUGAAAGAGGAAGAGCUCAAGCAGACAGUGGGUGUGGAAAAGGGGACCAUCCUGGGCACCGGCUGCUGGCCAGAGGCACCCCGGGCCAUGUCAGAACUUUGAGCAGGUGACAGAGAGCAGUUGUCACAGCCUCAAGAUGCUGAGCCUGAAGCUCCCCCGGCUGUUUCGCAUCGACCAGGUGCCCCAGGUGUUCCAUGAGCAGGGCAUCCUCUUUGGCUACCGGCAUCCGCAGAGUUCCGCCACGGCCUGCGUCCUCAGCCUUUUCCAAAUGACCAAUGAGACCCUCAACAUCUGGACUCACUUGCUGCCCUUCUGGUUCUUCACGUGGAGGUUUGUGACCGCCUUGUACGUGACAGACAUCUGGAAUGACAGCUACUCCUGGCCUCUGUUUGUGUACAUGGGCACCAGCUGCGUGUACCCGCUUGCGUCCAGCUGUGCGCAUACCUUCAACUCCAUGUCCAAGAACGCCCGGCACAUCUGCUACUUCCUGGACUACGGUGCCGUCAACCUCUUCAGCCUGGGCUCAGCCAUCGCUUACUCUGCCUAUUCGAUCCCCAACGUGAUGGUGAACACCACCUUCCAUGACUACUACGUGCCCCUGGCCGUGCUGAACACCAUCAUCAGCACCGGCCUCUCCUGCUACUCCAGACUCGGCUUUGCAGCUGGAGAGGCUGGUUCGUUUGCCCCCGGGAAAGCACUUUGUCAGGCCGGGCGAAAUGUUGUCUCAAGUCACGGGAAGUCCAUGGUUUGGGGGAUGGCCCUCGCCGGCCACAGCCAGCUUUCCUCCUGUGGUUGGCGGUUUACUCCCAAGGCUGGGGUUCCUGUUUGCGGGGGGGACCGUCCAGCCUGCUAUCUGUGUGUGCUGCCAGAGUCCCCACACCCUGGGCUGCUGGCCCCGAGCCAGCAGAGGCCCCAUCGCGUUCUGUCCAGGAGGACCUACCUGUCUUUGCCACGGUUUCUUGAAAUCCAGAAGCCCGGGCUCUGCAAGAUGCUUCGCGUCCUUGCCUUUGCUUAUCCCUACACCUGGGACUCCCUUCCCAUCUUCUACAGGCUGUUCCUGCUUUCGGGGGAUGGUGCGCAGAAUGAAGCCGCCUUGUACCACCAGAAGCACACGGCCAUGACCCUCCUGGCCUCUUUCUUCUACUCCGCACACCUGCCAGAGCGCCUGGCGCCUGGACGCUUCGACUACAUCGGUCACAGUCACCAGCUGUUCCACGUGUGUGUGAUCCUGGCCACACACCUGCAGAUGGAAGCCAUUGUUCUGGAUAAGACUCUGAGGAGGGAAUGGCUCCUGGCCAACUCGAGGCCCCUGUCUUUCCCUCAGAUAGCUGGAGCUGUACUUCUGUGCCUCAUCUUCAGCCUCAGCAACAUAAUUUAUUUCUCAGCUGCUCUGUAUCGGAUUCCUGAGCCAGAAUUACAUAAAAAAGAAACAUGAUUCAGACCAUAA
Leopardus geoffroyi (Geoffroy's cat) is the source of this 1823-nucleotide messenger RNA. RefSeq names its product progestin and adipoQ receptor family member 5 (gene PAQR5). Gene Ontology annotation, molecular function: signaling receptor activity. Lineage: Eukaryota; Metazoa; Chordata; Mammalia; Carnivora; Felidae. Gene Ontology annotation, cellular component: membrane. The record is from RefSeq and is a predicted model, not a curated record. Bases 513 to 1811 code for a protein of 432 amino acids. The transcript has 11 exons.